AUGAAGCACGGCUAUAUUGGCGAAUUUGAAAUUGUCGAUGAUCACAGAGCUGGCAAGAUUGUUGUCAAUCUCACCGGGAGACUAAACAAAUGUGGUGUGAUAUCGCCCCGCUUCGACGUUCCAAUUAAUGACAUCGAGAGGUGGACUAACUUGCUUCCAUCCCGACAGUUUGGUUACCUCGUUCUGACAACCAGUGGUGGUAUCAUGGACCAUGAAGAAGCUAGAAGGAAACAUCUUGGAGGCAAAAUUUUAGGCUUCUUUUUCUAA
This is a messenger RNA of Arctia plantaginis, 267 nucleotides long. The record is from the annotation of a GenBank genome assembly. Lineage: Eukaryota; Metazoa; Arthropoda; Insecta; Lepidoptera; Erebidae.